AGAGUAAUAUAACAAUAUUGCCUCCCUAAUAGACUAAACCCUAAAGUGACGCCUCUACAUCACCGCCGUCCACCGCUGCACUCACUCUCGCCGCUCACCGAUCUGCCUCGCUGCUGCACUCACCCAUUCCCAUCUCUCCCUCUUACCGCCUCACCCACGUUGCCUCCGCCGCGCACCACAUCCUCUUCUCUCCCCUUACCGCCUCACCCACCUCGCCGUCGCGCUCACCGCCGGCCUACCUGCCUCACCCACCUCUUUUUUCUCUAAAUUUCGCCUUCUUUAUUUAAUUUUCUCACUGCUCCUCGCCAGUCAACAGGAAAUCAAUCCACCGGCGAUUUUAAUCCUCAAAUAUCGCUGCCGGAAACCUGGGUAUCCACUGUCAAAGCCUCGGAUCUACUCUGCACUAGUCUUCUCUGUCUUUCGUAGUCUUAUAUUGUAUUUAUAAAAGGAUGGUAUCCAUGGGCUGCUGAAGAUUGCAACCACAUUUAGUUCUGCUUGAUCAGAUUACUUGCUCAAAGCGUGUUAACUUUUGUGGAAACCCUGCCUUUCCAUCAUUAGUUGCUCUAGAAACCGAAAAAACUCAAGAACACAGGAUGGGUGAGAUUGAUGACAUUUCGGAGUCGAAAAGUGUAGUCUUCGUGACUGUUGGAACAACUAGUUUUGAUGCAUUGGUUAGAGCUGUAGACAGUCAGGAGGUCAGGGAAGCUCUGUUUAGAAAGGGCUAUACUGACCUUGUCAUUCAAAUGGGCCGGGGAUCAUACAUCCCGUCAAAGUGUAGUGGUGAAGAUGGGUCAUUAUCUGUUGAUUAUUUUACAUUUUCAUCAAGCAUAGCUGAGUAUUUGAAGUCGGCAUCUCUCGUAAUCAGUCAUGCAGGUUCUGGGAGCAUAUUUGAGACGCUCCGACUGAGGAAACCCCUGAUUGUAGUCGUGAAUGAGGAUUUAAUGGACAAUCACCAAAGUGAACUUGCUGAAGAACUGGCUGAAAGAAACCAUUUGUUCUGCGCUCGGCCUCAGACUCUUUAUGAAACCAUUUCUGCUAUGGAUCCAAAUUCUCUUGUACCUUAUCAACCCGGUGAUGCUACGCCGGUUGCUAAAUUUAUUAAUAGGUUUUUAGGUUUCGUAGAUGAAUGACUACCAAUUGUAAACUCUACUGUUUUGAAUACAGGUGGUUAUCUUAGAGAAAAACAAUGAUAUCUGUAUAAUAUACUAUUCGUCA
Messenger RNA from Salvia splendens (bonfire salvia), 1215 nucleotides. RefSeq names its product UDP-N-acetylglucosamine transferase subunit ALG13 homolog. Gene Ontology annotation, cellular component: UDP-N-acetylglucosamine transferase complex. NCBI's taxonomy places the organism in Eukaryota, Viridiplantae, Streptophyta, Magnoliopsida, Lamiales, Lamiaceae. Bases 594 to 1130 code for a protein of 178 amino acids. Gene Ontology annotation, biological process: dolichol-linked oligosaccharide biosynthetic process. Gene Ontology annotation, molecular function: hexosyltransferase activity. The record is from RefSeq and is a predicted model, not a curated record. The transcript has 5 exons.